Molecule: messenger RNA, 3857 nt
Organism: Hemibagrus wyckioides
Lineage: Eukaryota; Metazoa; Chordata; Actinopteri; Siluriformes; Bagridae
Gene: dpysl5a
Product: dihydropyrimidinase like 5a
Exons: 13
Coding region: 180-1874 (564 amino acids)
Cellular component (GO): cytoplasm; cytosol
Molecular function (GO): hydrolase activity, acting on carbon-nitrogen (but not peptide) bonds, in cyclic amides
Source: RefSeq, a predicted model, not a curated record
CUCGCGCUGUGUGGAUGCUGCGGACGUAAGGUUUUCCAAGCUGGAGCUGCCGGAGCAUCUGCCUGCGUCUGCCUGCGGGUGUCACCCAGCGUUAUCGACACACUCCACUGAAACACUGCUUAUUUUUGGGGGAAUAUAACAAAGGAGUUGGUCUCUCCCGCUCUCUUACAGGUGGAAUCAUGUCUGCUGGCCCAGCGACGGUGCGCAUCCUCAUAAAGGGAGGCAAAGUGGUGAAUGAUGACUUUACCCAGGAAGCAGAUGUGUACAUUGAGAACGGCAUCAUUCAGCAGGUGGGCAAAGAGCUGAUGAUCCCUGGUGGUGCCAAGGUGAUAGAUGCCACAGGCAAGCUGGUGCUUCCGGGGGGCAUCGACACAAGCGUUCACCUGCAGGAGAGCUUCAUGAAUGCCACCACUGCUGAUGAUUUCUACAGUGGCACCAAGGCUGCUCUGGCUGGAGGCACGACAAUGGUGUUGGGUCACGUGCUGCCCGAGAAGAACGAAUCCUUGCUGGAUGCCUAUGAGAAAUGUCGGGCUCACGCUGAUGCCAAGACCUGCUGUGACUACGCUCUUCAUGUUGCCGUGACCUGGUGGAGUCCCAAGGUGAAGACUCAGAUGGAGACACUGGUGAGAGAAAAAGGAGUGAACUCCUUCCAGAUGUACAUGGCUUACAAGGACGUGUACAUGCUGAGGGACAGCGAGCUCUUCCAGGCCCUGCAGCAUUGUAAAGAUAUCGGAGCCAUAGCCCGCGUACACGCUGAGAAUGGAGAGCUGGUGGCUGAGGGUGCCAAAGAAGCAUUGGAUCUGGGCAUCAGUGGACCAGAGGGUAUUGAGAUCAGCAGGCCUGAAGAGCUGGAGGCAGAGGCAGUGCACAGAGCGAUCACUAUCUCCAACAGAGCUCACUGUCCUAUAUAUCUGGUUAACAUAGCCAGCAUGUCAGCAGGAGAUGUUUUGGCCUCAGGGAAGAUGCACGGUAAAGUGGUGCAUGGGGAGACCACCACUGCCCAUGCUGUUAUAAAUGGGCUGCAGUACUACCACCAGGACUGGGCCCAUGCUGCUGCCUAUGUCACUGUGCCUCCCUUGAGGCUGGACCCCAACACACCCAACUUCUUGCUCAGCUUGCUGGGAAGUGACACUCUGAACGUGGUGACGUCAGACCACCGGCCCUUCACCACCAAGCAGAAAGCCAUGGGCAAAGACGACUUUACUAAGAUCCCUCAUGGAGUGCCCGGCGUGCAAGACCGCAUGAGUGUCAUCUGGGAGAAAGGAGUGGUUGGAGGAAAAAUGGAUGAAAAUCGGUUUGUUGCUGUCACAAGCUCUAAUGCAGCAAAGAUCUACAACCUGUACCCCAGGAAAGGCAGGAUCAUCCCAGGAGCCGAUGCUGAUGUGGUAGUCUGGGACCCCGACGCAACCAGAACCAUCUCUGUGACCACACAGUGGCAGGGAGGAGAUGUGAAUCUGUAUGAAGGUCUGCGCUGUCAUGGCGUGCCAUUGGUCACCAUUAGCCGUGGCCGUGUUGUCUACGAAAACGGCAUCUUCACCUGUGCUGAGGGAUCUGGAAAGUUCUACCCGCUCCGAACCUUCCCAGACUUUCUCUACAAGAAGAUGGUGCAGCGGGACAAGUGCCAGGUUCUGAAGGGAGUGGACCGUGCUCCCUACACGGGAGAAGUGGCUGCGGUGCAGAACGCAGGAAAAAAGGAGGCGGCCCCAUCAUCUGGGGAUAUGACCCCACGACCCUGCACUCGUCACGGAGGAGUGAGAGAUCUGCAUGAGUCCAGCUUCAGCUUAUCUGGUGUCCAGAUUGAUGAUGACCUUCCAAAGAGAUCUUCCCAAAGGAUUCUGGCUCCUCCUGGUGGUCGAUCCAGUGGCAUAUGGUAACAUCAGCUGCUGCUAUUUUUGGAGCCACUGAAUAACUAAACCGGAAACUAAACACCUAAUAUUAUCUGAUGAAUUCACAUCGACCAAAAUUUAUUUAAUCCUUGUCACUUUGCUACUAGCAUAAUUAAAUGUCCAUGUUAAUGAUUACAGGAAGUAAAACAAAACAACAAAAACAAAAAACAACGUGCAGGGGGUUAUUUUGAAGGCAAACGGAAGACAACGUAUCUGUGUGGUUUGUAGAUCCUGUGUGGGAGAUGUGGGUUUUAAUGAAUUACACUAGCAUUGAAUUAAUCUGGUUUUGGUGUCAUGUAGUUGAUUUGAUAAAGGCGCAAAGCAAGUUCUCUGAUCCUGUCUACUUCACUUUAUAUCACUGUCUCUAUUCCGAACAACGCACUGUGAUAUGCAAUGGUUAAAGGAAUACUUUUUUUUUCAACCCGAUCUCUGUCCACCACAUCAACUGUUAUCAAGUGAUAUUCCAAUGGACAAGAAUGUUAUGAGUACAGUCAUUUCUCUAUACUGAGAAAACAGCAAAAAAAAAAUGUGUGUAAACCUUUAAGUGUUGCUCCAACAACUGCCCUUAAAUGCUGAAUUUAACUCAGUUUCGCCAAAACAGUUUAUUUGUUGUUUCCUCGAUACGGAGAAAUGUCGAAUCUAUUGUCAGUUGAACACACUACACUCUUAAUGUUAAUGGAUUGAUCGAUUAGGUUGUUAAAAAAGGCUGAAAUAUUCCUUUAAAAGAUGUAUACAUUCGGCAGAACAAACACUACAAUAACAAUGUCGCAGCUAAUGGAUGUGGGACGAUGUAUCAUUAUAUAUUUUGCCACAUUUUUGAAAUGAUUUGGGCACAUGACUAUGUGUUUACCUCAGUGUUUUAUCUUUGGAAUUGCACUUAUGUACAGUAACAACCCUGCCUCUCCAUUUGUUAAGCUGUACAUCUGUUGUGGUAAUCAAAUAACACAUUAAAAAAAAAGAUGCUUCUAUAUCGCAGCCUCAGUAUCGCUUUUGUGUUUUCAGUGUGUAUAAUAAUUCAUUCUUUUCUCUCUCUUUUUUGACUUGUGGAUGAUUCAAAGGCAAGUUUGAUCAAAUCUAGUUAAUGCCAUCGCUUAUGAUUUCGCCAGAACCUGUCUAUGUUCAUAUCGGUUUGUUUCUUCCUCUUGUUUCAGCGUUUGUUUUGAGCACAUGACAUGCUGAGUGGUAACAGUGGUGUGUCCCUGUGUGGUAGACUUGUGUCGUGUUGCCGAUUGUUAUCGAUAGCUAUUCAUUCUUAGAUUUACCGAGAGUGUUUCUGGUCAAGUAACGUAGUAACGUACCGCCCAUAAAUGUGAACCAAUAUGAAUGCCAUGUUUACAGUGUCACAUAUCAGGAUUGACUUUCUCAUUUAAAUCUGACUGCAGCAUCUUUAUGUAAUUGCCUGGGAUUGCCUUUUUGAGUUCACAGUAACACCAGUAAUGCUACGAAACAAAUGUUUUUGUUGUUUUUAAAAUCAUGUUCAACACAUUUUUUAAUCAUUUUUGAGACUUGGAGAGAGAUGUAGGCUUUCAGAGCUGACCAAAACAUACUUCUUACCAAAUGGUUUAUGUAAGUAAGUGUUUCAAAACUCGACACUUAAAUUAUGAUUAGUGAAUGAGUAAACCCUGAAUAUGACUCACAAUUAUACUGAAGUGCUAAAGUGAAAGGAGAUUUAUUGCUAGCAUGUCUUUUACUGGUUCUGUUACUACUUCCAUUGAUAGUUCGGACAUAUUUGGAGACCCCGCUGUCUCCCAAUGUGUAAUACAGUAACAGAAAAGAGUCCAACAGAUACACUAGGAUGAUUUCUUUAUUGGUGCUGAAUAUUCAUGUGUGUGGAUGUUUUGGUUUCCUUUUGGACCUCUCUCAAUGUUUCUCAACCGUUUCUUUUUAUAUAUAUAUAUAUACACCGUGUAUGUAUGCACUAGAAGUGUAUGUGUUAUGUUCCUCUUCAAAUAAACCCUGUCCAACCUUGAA